Messenger RNA from Thermothielavioides terrestris NRRL 8126, 1369 nucleotides. RefSeq lists its product as uncharacterized. The coding region runs from base 152 to 1231 and encodes 359 amino acids. The record is from RefSeq and is a predicted model, not a curated record. Gene Ontology annotation, cellular component: cytoplasm; nucleus. Gene Ontology annotation, molecular function: 5'-flap endonuclease activity; DNA binding; 5'-3' exonuclease activity. NCBI's taxonomy places the organism in Eukaryota, Fungi, Ascomycota, Sordariomycetes, Sordariales, Chaetomiaceae. The transcript is spliced from 3 exons.
UCUCCAUCGUCAAGGAGGAAGCUCCCGAUGCCAUCAAAGAAGGCGAGAUCAAGAAUCAAUUCGGCCGCAAGGUCGCAAUUGAUGCGUACGCACUCGACUCGAAGGACCUGAAAUGAUUAUACGGUCCCAUGUCUGACUGGUCACUAGUUCCAUGAGCAUUUACAGCUUCCUCAUCGCCGUACGAUCCGACGGCCAGCAGCUCAUGAACGAGAGCGGCGACACGACAUCGCAUCUCAUGGGCAUGUUCUACCGCACCCUCCGCAUGGUCGACAACGGCAUCAAGCCGCUGUAUGUCUUCGACGGCGCCCCGCCGAAGCUCAAGUCGGGCGAGCUAGCCCGGCGGUUCCAAAGAAAACAGGAGGCGAACGAGGGGCUCGAGGAGGCAAAGGAGACGGGCACGGCCGAGGACGUCGAGAAGUUCUCGCGGAGAACGGUGCGGGUCACGAAGGAGCACAACGCCGAGUGCCAGCGGCUGCUGAGGCUGAUGGGCAUCCCCUACAUCGUCGCGCCGACCGAGGCCGAGGCGCAGUGUGCGGUGCUGGCGCGCGCGGGCAAAGUCUACGCGGCCGCCAGCGAGGACAUGGAUACGCUCUGCUUCGACACCCCCAUCCUCCUGCGCCAUCUUACCUUUAGCGAGCAGCGCAAGGAGCCCAUUCAGGAGAUCCAUCUCGCCAAGGUCUUGGAAGGCCUCAACAUGGACAGGAAACAGUUCGUUGACCUUUGCAUCCUCCUCGGCUGCGACUACCUCGAUCCGAUCCCCAAGGUCGGCCCCUCGACAGCGCUGAAGCUGAUCCGCGAGCACGGCACGCUCGAGAAGGUGGUCGAGUUCAUGCGCAACGACCCCAAGGGCCGGUACACGAUCCCGGACGACUGGCCGUUCCAGGACGCGCGCGAGCUGUUCUUCUCGCCGGACGUGCGGCAGCCGGACGACCCGCUGUGCGACUUCAAGUGGGACAAGCCGGACAUCGAGGGGCUCGUGCAGUUCCUGGUGCACGAGAAGGGGUUCUCGGAGGACCGGGUGCGGGCGGGCGGCGCGCGGCUCGAGAAGAACCUCAAGAGCUCGCAGCAGGCCCGCAUCGAGGGCUUCUUCAAGGUGCUGCCCAAGACGGAGGCGGAGAAGGCGGCGCACAAGCGCAAGCUGGAGGAGCAGCAGGAGGCCAGGAAGAAGAAGCUCAAGGAGGAGAAGAAGGAGAAGGCCAAGGCCAGGGCGAAGCCGCGCGGGACUGCGUGAAGACGGUCGCGCCCAGUGAGAUCUUGCUCUUUCACGAAUCGGUGUUUUGCUGGCGGUGGAUUCUCUAUUUCGCGAUACUAUAUUUGCUUUUGCUUCUGGGACAUAUUUCCCUGUGGCGCGGACCGGCAGAGGGUGGGC